Monascus purpureus is the source of this 501-nucleotide messenger RNA. The record is from the annotation of a GenBank genome assembly. NCBI's taxonomy places the organism in Eukaryota, Fungi, Ascomycota, Eurotiomycetes, Eurotiales, Aspergillaceae.
AUGCCGGCCACAGCAACAUACCGUCUCGUUGAACCUCACCCGUCCGUCCCUCACAACGGCCGUCCAGCCAUCCAUACCUCUCGCGGCGGCGCUGGGAAUGUCAUCAGCCUGAAGAACACCAAAACCACCGAUUCUCAGACGGCCACAGGCCCUGCUUCUCUCACCCGUCUCGACUCACACGUCCCCCGCACAUUCAAGUCCGGCCGCGGCGGUGCAGGCAACGUCCACAGCAGCAGUGAGCGUGCCAUCUUCAGCUUCGACGAGGAACUCGAGCGUGAGUUCCGUCGUGCUGCUCCCGUUUACCACGUGGGUCGCGGUGGUGCAGGAAACAUGAUCCACGAAAGCAGCUCCAACCAUCACAACAGCUACGAUCUUUCGAGAAAGUACUCUACCAGCAGCAGCGGUACCACCGCUUCCACUGAAUCUGCCGCUGACCGUGCCUGGGAGAAGGCCCGCUCCACUCUUGAAAAGGGCUGGGAGAAGCUAAAGAACGUCGCAUAA